GUUAUUAAUUUCUAAUCCCGAUAUUUCAAUGGAAAGUUUCAAGACUUUCAAGAAAAAUUUUGAAACAGUUUUAUACGUAUAUGUACAGUUUUAGAGUCAUAAGUCAAUGGCCAAUGCAGAAGAGAAUUAAUUAAAAAGGCCGCCAUUCGUCGUAUGAUUGGACUUUGUUUCUUGUAAAGUGAUAAUAUACUAGUAAUUCCAUAUAUUUAUUAUGUCAUUAGAAAAAGAUAAAUCUAUAAAGACAGACAAUAAGAAAGAGGGUUGCAAUAAUAAAACAAGUAAGAUUUUGAAAGGCGUCACCAUGAGCUUAUUGAAGCAAUUAUUUUUCUGCUUUCGCUUGUAUCUGGAAAUGUGCAUAGAUUUUCUAUUUUCAUUAUACUGGGAUGGACAGCGUAGAACAAUACCAUCAUUGGAGAAAAAACAUAAUUUGCUUAAAGAAAGUGCUGUGACUUUGGCGGCAAAGAUAAGAAAUAAGGAAUUAAAGUCGAGAGAUUUAGUGGCCACUUGCAUUGAAAGGAUUAAAAUUGUGAAUCCUUAUUUAAACGCAAUAACUGAUGAGAGAUUUGAGGAUGCGUUAAAAGAUGCUGAGGAGGUGGAUAGAAUGAUAGAAAAGGGCUUGUCAGAUGAGGAAUUUGAGAAGAAACCCUUCCUAGGCGUUCCAUUCACGGCGAAAGAGAGCCACGGUGUACUUGGUAUGUUACAUACACUCGGUGUGACCGCUAGAAGCGGCGCACGUGCAACUGAGGACGCGGAAUGCGUACGUCUGUUGCGAAAUGCCGGAGCGAUACCUGUAGCUGUCACGAAUGUACCAGAGAUUAAUAAAUGGCAAGAAACACGCAAUAUGUUGUUCGGACAGACUAACAAUCCAUACCAUACAGGGCGAACUGUCGGAGGCUCUAGUGGUGGUGAAGCCGCUCUUUGCGCAGCCCUUGCUAGCCCCAUAUCGCUGUGUUCCGAUAUUGGUGGUUCGACUCGUAUGCCUGCAUUUUACUCUGGACUUUAUGGCCUCAAUCCUACAGCUGGUCACACCAGUCUUAAAGGAUCUGUACUCCGAACUGGUCUGAACCCUACAAUGGCAUCGAUUGGCUUUGUAAGUAAACACCUGGAAGAUCUAGCGCCUCUCACUAAAGUCGUAGCCGCAGAUAAGGCGGAUCUACUCGACCUGGAUAAGAAAAUUGAUAUUAAGGACGUGAAAUAUUUCUACACGGAGUGUGCCAAGGAUCUCCGCGUGAGCCCUGUUUGUUCUGAACUGAGAAAAGCAAUGAGAAGAGUAAUAAAGCGUCUAUCCGACGAAUGCCCCAGUUCCCCCACUCCGUACUACCACAGUGGGUUUAAUUAUAUGUACACGUUAUGGAGGCAUGCUAUGACUAAAGAGAACGAACGCUUUGCAAGUCUGCUUCUCGAUAAUGUGGGAGAGGUUCACGGAUUAACGGAAUUGGGAAAGAAGUUGGUAGGAAAAUCAGAAUUUACAGCCGCAGCUAUUAUAAAAGUGUUGGAUGACCAAGUGUUGCCACCUGUUAAUCAAGAAUGGGGAGACAAACUUGUAGAGGAAUUGAAGAAAGAUCUUGUGAACACCCUUGGUACAAAUGGUGUGUUAAUAUUCCCAUCAGCACCUCAGCCUGCGCCAUACCACUACAGCCUGUAUCUUCGGCCCUUCAAUUUCUCAUACUGGGGGAUAUUCAACGUCCUGCAUUUGCCUUCCAUCCAGAUUCCUCUAGGUCUCAACGCGGAAGGCAUUCCUCUCGGAAUCCAAGUCGUGGCUGGACCGCGACAAGACGCCCUCUGCCUGACAGUUGCGAAGCAUUUGCAAACUAUGUUCGGUGGAUAUGUACCGCCUUGUACUAUUCAUGAUUAACAUAAGAGAAAGAUAUAGUAAUUAUAUAUUUUAGAUGUUAUUGUAAAGGGAUCGGGCUUGGAUCUGGAUUAUGGUGAAAUGUAUUGUCUGUCUGUAUAUUAGCUUAUAAAUUCAUUCAAUGCUAUAUUUAUUGACGCUUUAGUGUGCGACUCUCAUCCCUGAGGUCGUAGGUUUGAUCUCCUAUGGACAUUUAACAUUCGCUCGAACGAUGAAGGAAAACACCGUGGAACCGACAUGUCUUAGACAGAAAUGAUCGACGAAUUAAAUGAUCAUGAAAUAAAUACAGAAAUCUGUGGCCUAGACCUAAAAAGAUUAUAAUAACGCCACUGAUUUAUUUUAUUUUUAUAUAAUAUUUUACAAGAAAACUUUACAGCGCCAUCUAGUGGCACGUAAACAAUACUUUUUGUAUAGAUUUUUUAUUAUAUUAUUACAAUUACACCAUUGAUUUGCAAUACUCUAAUUGGUGAUAUAUUUUAUACUGUUGAGGUGAAGGUGAUGUUGGAAAUUUAAAUAAACUGUUUUUUAAAUAUA
Messenger RNA from Pieris brassicae (large cabbage white), 2386 nucleotides. Its product is annotated as fatty-acid amide hydrolase 2-B-like. NCBI's taxonomy places the organism in Eukaryota, Metazoa, Arthropoda, Insecta, Lepidoptera, Pieridae. The transcript is spliced from 13 exons. The coding region runs from base 212 to 1855 and encodes 547 amino acids. The record is from RefSeq and is a predicted model, not a curated record.